UCUGAGGCUUGAGAUGGAGAAGUACGGGCGGAUCCGAGUGGUGGGGAGAGGUGCCUUCGGGAUUGUGCAUCUGUGCCUGCGCAAGGCUGACCAAAAGCUGGUGAUUAUCAAGCAGAUCCCAGUGGAACAGAUGACCAAGGAAGAGCGGCAGGCAGCCCAGAAUGAGUGCCAGGUUCUCAAGCUGCUCAACCACCCCAAUGUCAUUGAGUACUACGAGAACUUCCUAGAGGACAAGGCCCUCAUGAUUGCCAUGGAAUAUGCACCAGGUGGCACCCUGGCUGAAUUCAUUCAAAAGCGCUGCAAUUCGCUGCUAGAGGAGGAGACCAUCCUGCACUUCUUUGUGCAGAUCCUGCUUGCGCUGCAUCACGUGCACACCCAUCUCAUUCUGCACCGGGACCUCAAGACCCAGAACAUUCUUCUUGACAAACACCGCAUGGUCGUCAAGAUCGGCGACUUUGGCAUCUCCAAGAUCCUUAGCAGCAAGAGCAAGGCCUACACGGUGGUGGGUACUCCAUGCUACAUCUCCCCUGAGCUGUGUGAGGGCAAGCCCUAUAACCAGAAGAGUGACAUCUGGGCCCUGGGCUGUGUCCUUUAUGAGCUGGCCAGCCUCAAGAGGGCGUUUGAGGCUGCGAACCUGCCAGCACUUGUGCUGAAGAUCAUGAGCGGCACCUUUGCACCCAUCUCUGACCGAUACAGCCCUGAGCUGCGUCAGCUAGUCCUGAGUCUGCUUAGCCUUGAGCCUGCACAGCGGCCACCACUCAGCCACAUCAUGGCGCAGCCCCUCUGCAUCCGCGCCCUCCUCAACCUCCAUACCGACCUGGGCAGUGUCCGCAUGCGGAGGGCAGAGAAGUCCUUGGCUGCUGGACCAUCCAUUGCCGCUGGCAGUACAGGGAGCAGGACCACCAGCACCCGCUGCAGGGGCGUCCCUCGGGGACCUGUGAGGCCGGCCAUCCCCCCACCACUGUCUUCAGUGUAUGCCUGGGGCGGUGGGCUUAGCAUCCCCCUGCGGCUACCGAUGCUUAACACAGAAGUGGUUCAGGUGGCAGCUGGGCGCACGCAGAAGGCCGGUGUCACGCGCUCUGGGCGCCUCAUCCUGUGGGAAGCCCCGCCCUUAGGCGCUGGAGGAGGUACCCUCCUCCCUGGGGCAGUGGAGCAGCCUCAGCCCCAGUUCAUCUCGCGUUUCCUGGAGGGACAGUCAGGCGUGACCAUCAAGCACGUGGCCUGCGGGGACCUCUUCACUGCCUGCCUGACCGACCGAGGCAUCAUCAUGACCUUUGGCAGUGGCAGCAAUGGGUGCUUAGGCCAUGGCAGCCUCACUGACAUCAGCCAGCCCACCAUUGUGGAGGCCCUGCUGGGCUAUGAGAUGGUGCAGGUGGCCUGUGGGGCCUCUCACGUGCUGGCCCUGUCCACUGAGCGUGAACUAUUUGCCUGGGGCCGUGGAGAUGGUGGCAGGCUGGGACUAGGUACCAGGGAGUCUCACAGCUGCCCCCAGCAGGUGCCCAUGCCCCCUGGACAGCAAGCCCAGCGGGUUGUAUGUGGCAUCGACUGCUCCAUGAUCCUCACUGUGCCUGGCCGAGCCCUGGCCUGCGGGAGCAACAGGUUCAAUAAGCUGGGCCUGGACCACCUCCCCCUGGGAGAGGAACCUGUCCCCCAGCAGCAAGUGGAGGAGGCUUUGAGCUUCACACUACUAGGCUCUGCUCCCCUGGACUGGGAGCCCCUGCUAAGUGUGGACCUGGGCACUGCUCAUUCAGCUGCUGUGACUGCCUCGGGUGACUGCUACACUUUUGGCAGCAAUCAGCAUGGGCAGUUGGGCACCAAUGCCCGCCGGGGCAGCCGGGCACCCUGUCAGGUCCAAGGCCUCGAGGGCAUCAAGAUGGCGAUGGUGGCCUGCGGGGAUGCCUUCACUGUAGCCAUUGGGGCAGAGGGUGAAGUGUACUCUUGGGGCAAAGGUGCCCGAGGUCGACUGGGAAGGAGGGAUGAGGAUGCUGGACUCCCUCGGCCAGUGCAGCUGGAUGAGACACACCCUUACACAGUGACUUCUGUGUCCUGUUGCCAUGGAAACACUCUCCUGGCUGUUCGCCCCAUGACAGAUGAGCCAGCCCCACCCUGAGGCACCUGGACACACCUCUGGACCACCCUGACUGGACCACCUCCUCUGACUGGUCUGAAAAGUGCAGGUGCCUGAGGCAUGACUGUCCCCACCAGCCAUCAGUGGGGUAUAAGGGCCAGUGAAGCCCCUGCUCUGCUUUUGGCCCAGGAUAUGCAAACCUCAACCCCACUCUGUUUUGCCCAACACCUCUUUUCCUUCUUACCCACUGUUCCCUUAAGUCGUGUCCUCAGGGUCCAGCCUGGCUGGAGGUGGAAGCCAGACCUAGCCUUUGGAAGCAUGAUGGUCUCUAGAGCCUUGGCAAAAAAAGGCUGGAGGCAGCUGUGACUCCACUCAGACGCUGCCCUUUCCCCCAGCCCUGUUAGAAAAUAAGUCCCUGGUGCCCACUAGGAGACCACCGCCAUGCUUUGGAGCAGGCAAGUCGGGGCCUGCCUGGACUGGCCAUUAGGCUGCCUAGCCUCUGCAUGGCCUGGGGCAGGGAGCUCCUAGGGAUUGCUAACACCCGCCCCCACACCUUUGUCCUGAGGCAGGGGUUUGUACAGCCUCUGCUUACCUCCCGUCAGAAGGAAGUGCAGAAGCCAUGAAGUGCCUACUGCAGAGAAGAUCCAGGCCGAAGGUUGCCCUCUCCCCAUAACCAGGUUGGGGGAAGGGGUAGCUGGUCGGAUCAGAUCAGUUUCCGAAAGGACUGGAA
Messenger RNA from Cynocephalus volans (Philippine flying lemur), 2798 nucleotides. It is a transcript of the gene NEK8, whose product is annotated as NIMA related kinase 8. Gene Ontology annotation, molecular function: ATP binding; protein kinase activity. Bases 14 to 2110 code for a protein of 698 amino acids. The transcript has 15 exons. NCBI's taxonomy places the organism in Eukaryota, Metazoa, Chordata, Mammalia, Dermoptera, Cynocephalidae. The record is from RefSeq and is a predicted model, not a curated record. Gene Ontology annotation, biological process: animal organ morphogenesis; protein phosphorylation. Gene Ontology annotation, cellular component: cilium.